GGUCUCCUUCCCCUACCCAACUUCUUGUUCUUUCCCUUCGCACAUGAAGGGUCAAACCUUCAAAGACCGCCGCCGUUGACGCGAAGUCCGCCUCCUCUGCCCAGUCAAAGUCCGCCGCCGCUGCCGCGAAGUGCCGCCGUCGACGUCGGAGACCUUCUCGUCGAAGGCAACGACCAGAUCUGCAACGAUACAGGCCAGAUUUCAGUGGCAGAUGCCGGAUUUGCUACAAAAGUGGUCGGAUCUACAAAAAACAGUGGUUGGAGGCCGGCGGAAUAGCGACGCCGCCAGAUCUGCGGCGGAAAAUACCAUAUCUACGGCAACGGCGACAGUCAGAUCUGUAGCAGAGACCGGUUUUGACUUGGUGGCAGCGACUGGCGGUGACCGGCGGAUACCGGUGCCUGGAGGAGGCCCGGCACUCUGGUCGGCAGCAGUGAUUUCCCAACUUCAAGGGUGUUUUUGGCUUGUUACAUAUAAUAACUCCUAUUCAGGGAGUUUUUUUUUAUCUUGAGUCCUAUUUUAGCAAUUAAAGAUGCAUUUAUUCCCAUUUGGGUAAAUACCUCUAGAAUUUAAUAUAAUAAUGGUCAAAGUUGUGUGUUAACAAACGUGAAAAACGGAAUGUUGUAACUAAAAAAGAACAGAGGAAGUACAUUAAUACAUGUAUGUAUGCAUGCAUGCACAUUUAGUUUUGUCUGGCGCUGCAGUUGAGCCAUCGACAUAGCUGUCGAGACCAAGGCCAAUGAGGGCCGAGUGAACCAGACACUUCCAUACGGGAUAAUUUGAGGUAGUUAAUUUUAUAGUGAAGUGGGUUGAAGCUGUGAGGGAAACGACUCUGGUGGUAGGGGUGAUGAUCGACAUGAAUGGAUCAGGAAAAAAUAACUGAGCUCGUUAGAGAAAGGCUCUUGAUAUCAUAAAGAAGUAUUAUGAGAAGUAUAGUAUGUAUUGAUGCCUUCAGCAUGAUGUACGUACAUCAAUAUAUAAGUUACAAUUGAGGUGAUAAGCUAGACUAACUAACUAGCAUAAACUAAGGGAUAAAACUUAACCCUGCGUACAUGAUAAUUACACGUGAUAAACAUAUGUUAAUAUUAUGGUAAUAUUAUGCUUCAAUAUUGUUAUCCUAUUUAUUCACUUUGUAGCUUAGGUUGUUACAUACAUGCACUCAUACAUGCAUACAUAAAUACAUGUAUGUAUGUUUGUUUGUAUGCAUGCAUGGAUGGUGCAUGCCCCACACUCAUCAUAACCUGUAUUUAUAUUUACGUGUAUGUGUUAGUAUAUUUCUAAUUCUCAGCAUUUUAUACUACGUAUUUGUUCUGUGAUGGUGCUAACAUGUUUAAUCUUUGAAAUGUUUUAGAAUUUUACAACUGGAACAAAGUCUGGGUUAGGUAUUGUGACGGCUCAUCGUUCACAGGAAACUCUCAGAAAACAAAAAACGGCACAACCUAUUACUUUAGGGGAGCCAGGAUUUUCAAUGCAGUGAUACAAGAACUGCUAGGCAAAGGAAUGGACAGGGCAGAGAAUGCUCUUUUACUUGGUAGUUCAGCCGGAGGAGUUGCUACUGCCAUCUACUGUGAUAGAUUUCGUGGCUUUCUCCCCUCUGCUUUUCGGGUGAAGUGCUUCUCAGAUGGAGGAUAUUUUUUCCUUUCGAAUCAUCACAUCAAAGGAAACCAAUUUCUAUCAUUCUUUAAAGGGUUGAUUAAUUUGCAUGGAUCCACUGACGCUUUGCCCAAAUCCUGCACUUCCAAACUCACUGCGGCAUUGUGUUUCUUUCCACCAAAUUUGAAAGAUGGCAUCUAUACCCCUAUAUUUUUUCUAAACUCUGCAUUUGAUCUGGUUCAGAUCAAUUAUACGUUGUCAAUUGAGUAUGCCGAUUGUGCAAACCACAGGAAUUGCUCUUCAAGACAAGUGAGAGUCCUACAAGAUCUUAGGACAGAGCUCUUAGAAUUCUUGCCUCCACUAACGAGCAAUUCAACAAAAGGAGUGUUGAUCAACUCUUACCCAAGUCAUACCCGAUUAUUCGACCCUACUUGGAAUUCUAUGGCACCUGUAGCUAAUGAGACUUAUAAUCAGCUUUUAAGAGACUGGUAUUUUGACCGAAAACGAGUACAAAUAAUUGACCAGAAUCCCUGCCCGGACGUCGAUUGCACACGGCCACCAUAUUAGUUGAAUUAUUUAGCUUUUCAACUUUUUAUCACUUAUUAGAAAUCUAUAUCGGAAAUUGUCCUAAAUAGGUCUAAUGAGUUCCUAAAAAGCACAAAUAGGACUACUACUUUUUAAAUUCCCUAAAUAGGACUAAACAUUGAUUUUCUACCCUAAAUACCCCUAAGAGUAUUAAUUCAUAAUGAAAUGCUUUAAUUCAUAAUAAAAUCAUAAAAAACAUAAAAAAAUAUUUAAAAAACGUAAAAAAUAUUUAAAAAGCGUACAAAAAUUAUAAAAAAAUUAUAAAACAUUUAUAAAUAAAAAAUUUUAUUUUUUAUUUUUUUUAAUUUUUUUUUUAAAUAAUAAAAAAUAGUAAAAACCCAUAAAAAAUGAAAAACAUUAUGGAUACCUUUCCCACCGCCUCCCGCCGCCUCCCAGCACCACCACCUCCGAUUGGUGAAAUUUCUUCCACUUUUGGUAAAAAAAUGCCAUCUCUUUCUGAAAAUGCCAAAAAGAUGGCAUAAUUACUCUUCAAUAUGCCAACAUUUUCAUUGAAUAUGCCAUCAUUAUGACAUUAUUUAAAAUGUUGGCAUUUUUUUCUCCGGUGAUGGGAGCUGGUCGUGCUGGGGGGUGGCAGGGGUGGUAAUGUUUUUUUUUUAAUUUUACGAUUUUUUUUUAAUUUUUUUUAUUUUUUUUUAAAUAUUUUUUUUUAAUUUUUUUAAUAAUUAUUUUUAUUAAUUUUCUAUUAUCUUUUUACGAUUUUUAGUAUUUUUUUCGAUUUUUAUUAUUUUUGUAUGAUUUUAUUAUUAAUUAAAACAUUUUACAAGUUACAAGGGUAUAUUUGUCCAAACACACAUAAAUAGUCCUAUUAAGGGAAUUUAAAAAAUGUAGUCCUAUUUGUGCAAUUUUGCCACAUUUUAGUCCUAUUUAGGAAAUUCACUCAAUCUAUAUAUAUAAAAAUGAAGUUCGUAUGGAAAAACCUGUUCCCGCCUGUUAACAACAUGUUUAAACAAUAAACACACAUUACACAUGCAUGUGUACACCGCUGGCUUAGUGGAUUUGUGUAUAUAUUGUUACUAUCCAUUGCCCAUUUUU
Cuscuta epithymum is the source of this 3228-nucleotide messenger RNA. The record is from the annotation of a GenBank genome assembly. NCBI's taxonomy places the organism in Eukaryota, Viridiplantae, Streptophyta, Magnoliopsida, Solanales, Convolvulaceae.